AUGAAUACCGUUGCGGGAGGGCAUGUGAUGCUGGCGAGUUGUUUCACCGGCAGCACAGCAGAUCAAGCGGAAACCGGCACUAAGUCAGUACUAUUUCUUCGUUUUGUCCCGGCUGGAUACCUGCUACAGCAGCUUCUGUCAGAUGACAUCAUGCGCUCACAGCGAUCCUGGCAACGACAGUCAGUCAUUCGAGCCUCUUGUUAUGCUUUCUGGGUGCACCGUUCAGCGCAAGGUAGAGGCAAAAUUGGCUUUAUGCUGCAACAGAUAAACAAUGUGUAUCUCGCUUUGUGUCCACCGCAUAACAGACAUUCUUCGAGGGUUAAAACUGAGUAG
Molecule: messenger RNA, 333 nt
Organism: Protopolystoma xenopodis
Lineage: Eukaryota; Metazoa; Platyhelminthes; Monogenea; Polystomatidea; Polystomatidae
Source: the annotation of a GenBank genome assembly